CACCCAUGGCUUCUUCCUUGGUGCCAAAGCAUGAAGCUGACUCGGUGUGACACGUGCUGAAGCCGGCCUUCAGUGCCGCCGGUGCCAAACUACAAGCUCUCCAUGUCGAUCCCAGAAUGGCUUCAGGCAAUACAGACCUACAUGAAGAUGCUGCAAUACAAUCACACGGGAACACAGUUCUUCGAGAUUAGAAAAACCAGACCUCUGAGUGGGUUGAUGGAGACGGCAAAAGAAAUGACCAGGGAGUCCUUACCUAUCAAAUGCCUUGAAGCAGUUAUUCUGGGGAUAUACUUAACGAACGGGCAGCCCUCUGUGGAACGAUUCCCCAUCAGCUUUAAAACCCACUUCUCAGGGAACUAUUUUCAUCAUGUGGUGCUCGGGAUUUACUGCAACGGCCGGUAUGGCUCGCUAGGCAUGAGCAGACGAUCAGAUCUGAUGGACAAACCUCUAACUUACCGAACUCUGAGCGACCUCAUCUUUGAAUUUGAAGACUCCUAUAAAAAGUACUUGCAUUCAGUCAAGAAAGUAAAAAUUGGAUUAUACGUGCCGCAUGAGCCGCACAGCUUUCAGCCUAUCGAAUGGAAACAGCUCGUCCUCAAUGUAUCCAAAAUGAUGCGCACAGAAGUCAGGAAGGAGCUGGAGAAGUUUGCCAGGGAUAUGAGGAUGAAGAUUCUGAAACCCUCAAGUGCCCAUUCCCCGAUGAAAGAGAGAUCACGGGGUAAGUCGUUGUCCCCUCGACGAAGGCAAGCCAGCCCUCAGAGGCGCGCAUGCAGAAGAGACAAAUCGCCUGCGGUGGUGGACAAGAAAGGAGACCUGGCUACGCUCAACGAGGUAGGCUAUCAGCUCCGCAUCUAACCAAGCCAUACGCCGGACAGAGGGCUUCCCUGGUGCUUCCUGCUGCACUUUACCCGCACUCCGUUGGAAGGAAAAAGGAAUGGGACUAUUUAUUAACUUGUGAGCUCUUAUAAUAAAAGUUUUACCUAGAAAAUAGUAGGGGGGAUUUUUUUUUUUUGUGGCAGUAUUUAUUUUCUUUCAAUUACAGAAAAGGCAUCAGUGAAGAGAACCUAAAAUUAUGCUUAUCAGGAUUUAAGAUUUUUUUUUUUUUUUCCCCCUCCAUCAUGUAGCAGGUGACUCCAGUGGUGUGAGAGUUUCUUCAAUUUCCCUGUACAAGUAUUAAUUGAAUUUGGACAUUGUGCUGGGUAGUAGCAUUAGGAUAACUAAGAAAUCAUAUUCUUAGUGUUAAGAUGUGCUGGGGUGCAGUGCAGUUUAAAAAAAAAAAAUAAUCACAUUCAGUAUUAGUAUUUAAUUCAGCAAUAAAAACGAGCAGUGCAGAAGUGGCAUGAGUUUUUAAAGUAUCAAUAUUACCUCACUAAACUUAACAGAUAUGCAAACCUGUCAAUAUUAUUGUUUUGUAACUAAUUUGUACUGAUUCCCAGCAUUUCUGGUAGUAUUAAAACAGCACUGGAUGUUUUACUGCCACCUGUAUUAUUAUUUUGUGCAUGUUGCUGAAAGAUGUUAAGUAAUAGUAAUAUGCAAGCGUGUUCUUAAACACUGAAACUUUAUUAGGCAAAAUAUGAGGUUUUGGUUUUUUAAAUGAUGAUAAUUGAUGAAAAAUGAAUUUUUAAACUUUCAGGAUUUUUUUAUACUUUGUCACAAGCUUUUAGACUUUUGGGACUACACUGCUGAAGCACAAAAUGUAGAGAUUGCCGUUUUGUAGAGACAAGCAUUCACCUACUAGUCAAGUCUGUUUCUCGUAUAGGUUCCUGGAACAAUGGAAAAAAUGUCAGAAUUGCUAACCUGAGCCUGUGUGCUUUUUGUUCAACGUUUGUGUGUAGCUUUGAACCUUGUCUUCAAAAGGCUGAGCAGUCUCAGAUGGUGAUGCCUUGACAUGUUACAUUAAGAUCAGACAUCGCAGGCUGAAGUUAACCUUCCGCCAUGCUGCUGUAGGGAGUUUUUUCUAUAUGUGUUGUAGUAACAACAGCUUAGUCAGACCUGAAAAAGGAAGCUUGUAUUGGAACAACUCCAGCAAUAAAUGAAAUUGUACGACUGAGCUAGCUGAAAAGCAAGCUUGAGUACUUCCUCCCUGCUCAGUCCUUUUGUUCUGAGACUUAGCUAAGGACCUGUCAUGGAUGGCAGUGUUCUCAAGUGACGUGGUAAGACCUUCAUUAGGGUCUGCCCUUCGCAUUAGUGAAGUCCUCUGGAACUGGAUCCUCUGGAGCAUUCGAGUGCUGCACUCCUGAAAAUAUUUCAUUAGGUGCCUAAACAGAAACUGGAUUAUUGUACAAGUCCAGCCUCUACCCUUUGUGCUGUGCUUUUAUAGAUGAUACUGCCAUGGGCCUUGUGUACCUCCCCUCCUGGGAUCUUGAUGAAGACAGGACAUGGUAACAUGGUGACAAUAAUGCUUCCUCGAAUUGAAUGAUUUAAGCUCCUAGAUUGCUUCUGUCAGCUUGCAACUGACCGGAUACAGGAGGAGUCGAUUGCUUGUACACAGACCUCAUUGCUCAAAGUCAAUGACUUCCACUUAACCUAGGACAACAAGACAACACCGAGACCUGGCAACCUUCUACAAACAGUAAAAGGCUUUCUACUAAUUAGACUUCAGAAGGUGUGCAAAGAAGACUUUUCAAACGUCACACUUCCUUAUAAAAGAUUACAAUAUCAGUUACAGGGAAGCCUUUCCAUCCCUCUUUCUGCAAACUUUUCUGCUGCUGUGUUCACCAUAAGAUUUUUUUUGUUUUGUUCAGGAGUGUAAUUGAAGAGAGGGAAAUUCUCUUUUGGUAGAAAUUCUUGUGUAAUUUGUCAUCAGCUGCAGAGUUUUGGUUUUAAACCAUGUGCUGCUCAUUGUCUUGUGACCUAAACAAUUUUUUUCAUGUAUCCCUUAGAUUUCUCAUGGGUAAAGUGAUGUGAAAAAACUAACUUUGAUCAGCUGUAUCCUAUAACACAAGGUUAUCUGGUAUAUUGCAAGGUUUUUCUCUAUGAAACCAUGGUUUACUUCAGCUCAAGUAAUAGUGGUUGGUAUACAGUUUUUACCAUUCUCCAGCACAACUUGAGUUAUUUUCUCUUAACCUCUAACUUACACUGAAACUUUUUAAUGCUGUAGAGGUGUGUGACAAAUUGCUUUUGGUUCUUGUUUUGAAGUUCAGCUGAAAUAUUCUCUUGAAACUUGUUUAUGAGGGCAGUGGUCUUAAGUGUGGCUCUAGUGACUGUUCUUCUAACUUAC
Molecule: messenger RNA, 3220 nt
Organism: Egretta garzetta (little egret)
Lineage: Eukaryota; Metazoa; Chordata; Aves; Pelecaniformes; Ardeidae
Gene: VASH2
Product: vasohibin 2
Exons: 7
Coding region: 103-855 (250 amino acids)
Biological process (GO): regulation of angiogenesis
Cellular component (GO): cytoplasm
Source: RefSeq, a predicted model, not a curated record